Molecule: messenger RNA, 2528 nt
Organism: Sinocyclocheilus anshuiensis
Lineage: Eukaryota; Metazoa; Chordata; Actinopteri; Cypriniformes; Cyprinidae
Gene: il11ra
Product: interleukin 11 receptor subunit alpha
Exons: 12
Coding region: 114-1310 (398 amino acids)
Molecular function (GO): protein binding
Source: RefSeq, a predicted model, not a curated record
CGGAGGGGAAGGCGCAGCUCGAUCCUCUGACUUUACUACGAAGGUGAAGCGCAGCCAAGGCAAUGGAGAGGAACCGCGUCAAAAUGCUCGUGUAAUGUUUGAAGAAAAGUAAGAUGCCCGGUUUAGUGUCAUGCCUUGGCGAUCUAAUAGUCACUGGAAUCAUCAUACUCUUCUCUGACCACGUCCAGUCAGAGAUAUGGACCAAUGAAGUUUCAGACGUCCAGUUCGGUGGACUGGGCUCCAGGGUCACACUCACAUGUGGAGGCGCUCACGACGGGUCUCCGGUGGAAUGGCGGUUCAAUGGGAGCUCAGUACCGCCGUGGCAAACACACAAGGGCUCGCUUACACUACUGAACACCACACACUCGAUGGAAGGCAACUACAGCUGCCAUGAUGAACGAGGAACUUUACUGCAGUCCAUCAAACUACGCCUGGGUCAUCUGCCUCAUUUCGUCAGAGUGUCUUGUCGUGUGCCGAAUCAUAUGAAAAUCUACUACUCCUGGGUACAAACUAAGACAACACACCUGCCCACAUUAUACAGAACCUCCUACAGUGUUAAGGGCAGAGAUGUGGAGCCCUGCGAGCAGGAGCACAUUGGGGUGAAUGAGUGUACGAUUACUAACCCACCGUUCUGGACCUCAAAGAUCCUGGUGAACAUCACCGAAAUCAACCCGCUGGGAUCCAACUCCACCAUCCUCCAGAUAGAUCCUCAUGAACUCUUGAAGCCAGAUCCUCCCGAGGACGUCCGAGUUCUUCAGGUGGAAGGUCAGCCCACUCAGUUACUGGUGCAGUGGAGUUGGCCUUCAUCCUGGUCGGUUGAAAUCAUGGCUGCUUUUCCAUUAACCUUCUUACUGCGCUACCGGCCGAUCGGCUCCAACUACUGGUCAAUGCUGGAGACAGAGGAGAACACAAGCCUAAAGAUCAUGGACGCUCUAGUGGGUCGCCUGCAUCAGAUCCAGAUCAGAGCUCAGGAUGCCCUGAUCAACCACAGCCAGUGGAGUGAAUGGAGUCAUGUGGUAGAAGCCCAGCCGUGGAUCGAGCCUUGGAAAGAGCCAACAGAGGAACCAGUGGAUUUUAGCUUUCCAUUUUUCAACUCAUUUCCAGUGAGGACGACAGACAAGUCUCCAGAUUCAUCGUUACACCAGACUGGAAGCCUCGGACUGUUGAUUUUGUUGGGUCUGUUUGCAGCGGUCAUGGUGGCUGCGUUAUUAACUAUCAUCACACUUCUAUGGGUCAGACAGAGAAAACAGGACAAUGUGAAGAAACAAGAACUGGCUUCCAUGGUGAAGAUGAAGUCCAUACCGAUCUAAAAUUUGAGAAGAUGGCUGUCUUCAGUUCGGCCCUCAUAGGGCAUCAGUAUAGGGAAUCACCACCACUGACAGACUCCAUUACCCACAAUCCACCUCUCCUCUCGGCCUCUCAGAGGAUGGGCUCUGAGUCGCGUGCACUGUGAACAUGUACAGUCUCCAAUGUAGCACAAUGCAAUGGAAAAACACAAGGAUUUCCUUCCUCCUUUACUUUUCUCUGCUCACAGCAAAUUCUUGGACAAUGAAAAACAUAUUUUUGUAUUGCUCUUUCUUCCCGAUAUUCCCCGCACUCCACUGGACUCCACUUGUGACACAUGCAGUGCUGUGAAAAGGCUCGUUUGGCCGGACGUGCACAGCAUACGGGGCAUUAUGAAGAAAGUGGCUGGCGAAAAAGACACUCUGUAAGCUUUAGACAGCUGCUAUCUUUGGAAGACAGAAAGUUGGCUGUCUUGGCUCUCCAGCGAUGGACGCGGUGGUCUUUCUGUGGAGUGACAAAAACUGAUUUGUCUUUCUUCCUGCAUGAUUUCUUCUCGGCGCUCAUAACAGGUGGACACAUCUGCAGUUGAUUGGCUUCAUCUGGUUAGUUUCUAACCAUCUAAAGCAUCAAGUUCUCAGUAAUAAACUCCCAUAAAAUGCAUUUCAUCAUGACAUCAGCCUCGGAGUUCAUGUCUUGACAGUAAACGCCAGCAAACACGUAACUUUAAGUGAGCUGGUGUUCAACAAAACAGGACUUCAGUGCAAUAAAUGCAUUUCAUUUCUCUUGACUUUUUUUUGGGGCAUUUUCUCUGCAUUGAAUGGAGACAUGAAUGUAAACCAGUCUUACAGUGUCACAUAUACACGUGUAAGGUGAUUAAAGCUGAUUGUUUCUAUGUUGAAGCUAAUAUUCACAAUAUUCUAUUGAAGCUCAUCUAUAAAAUGAUAUUGUUAUACAUUUAUGCAGUUAUAUUGUAUGAUAGUUUGUAUACGGCAUACUGGUCUGUUGUACAUUGCUCUCCAGUGACAUAAAGCUCAAUGCAUGCAUUUGUGUAGUUCUUUUAAAAUAUAUGAUUUUAUUGAAUUAUAAGAUUUUAGUAUGCAUAUCUUUCCUUUAGGUACAAACAAACAAAACUAAGCACCGUUGUCCAAAGAAAGACGUAAAGCGGUUAUUGUCAAGUCUGGAAUAUGUAUCUAUGGAAGCUUGUUUUCUUUCGUUUUUAUCUGUGGGAUAAAAAAAAAUGAAAA